GUCAUCACUCCGGGUCCUGUGAGUGGAAAACGUGGAGGACCUCCAUCACAACCUUCACAGAGAUUCACUGACACGGAUCUGUGACCGUCACCAGGAUGGAGUACAUGCAAGCUCCUGCCACCAGCAGCCAGGGGAACAUCCUGUGCUGCACCUGUGGUGUUCCUAUUCCUCCCAACCCGGCCAACAUGUGUGUCGCCUGCCUGCGUACUCAGGUCGACAUCUCAGAGGGAAUCCCCAAGCAGGUCACAGUAAACUUCUGCAAGCAGUGCGAGAGGUACUUGCAGCCUCCAACCUCCUGGAUUCAGUGUGCCCUCGAGUCCAGGGAACUGCUCUCACUGUGCCUGAAGAAACUCAAGAGCUCAAUGACCAAAAUUCGUCUUAUUGACGCGGGCUUCCUGUGGACGGAGCCACAUUCUAAAAGGAUCAAGGUGAAACUGACCGUACAGAAAGAGGUGAUGAAUGGUGCAAUCCUGCAGCAAGUGUUUGUUGUGGAGUUUGUCGUCCUGUCGCAGAUGUGUGACGACUGCCACCGUGUGGAAGCCAAGGACUUCUGGAAGGCCGUGGUGCAAGUUAGGCAGAAGACGGCCCAUAAAAAGACAUUCUACUAUCUAGAGCAGCUGAUCCUCAAGCAUAAACUCCACCAGAAUGCCCUCAACAUCAAAGAAAUCAAUGACGGGAUUGAUUUCUACUACGGCUCCAAGCAGCAUGCUCAGAAGAUGGUCGACUUCCUCCAGUGCACCUCGCCCUGCAAGUCAAAGACAUCCCAGCGCCUCAUCUCUCAUGACAUCCACUCGAACACGUUCAACUACAAGAGCACCUUCUCCAUGGAGAUUGUUCCCGUCUGCAAGGACAAUGUCGUGUGUCUCUCACCACGUCUCGCUCAGAGCCUGGGGAACAUGGGUCAACUGUGCGUGUGCACCCGUGUCACCAGCACGAUUCACCUCAUUGAUCCAAACACCCUGCAGAUUGCCGAGGUGGAUGGGAACACGUACUGGCGUGCCCCCUUCAACAAUCUCUGUAACCCGCGGCAACUGGAGGAGUUCAUCGUGAUGGACACUGACAUCAUCAGGGACCAGAAGCUGGGUGCAGGAGCGGGCUUGAGGUCCACUAGGCACAUCCUGGCUGAGGUGUGGGUUCAGAAAACAUCAGAGAUGAACACCAGUCAGCAGUAUCACUGCCGUACAUUCCUUGGCCACCUGCUCAACAUCGGAGACAUGGUGUUAGGGUUCGAUUUUGCCAACUCCAACGUCAAUGACGAGCACCUGAAUAAGAUGAACCCUCACCGCGUUCCUGAUGUGGUGCUGAUAAAGAAGAGCUACGACCGCAGCAGGAGGGUGAAGCGCAGGAACUGGAAACUGCAGGAGAUGCCCAGAGACCGUGAAGACAACGACACAGAUGACGAGAGACAAUACCAGGACUUCCUCGAGGACCUGGAGGAGGACGAGGCUCUGAGGAAGAAUAUCAACAUCUACAAAGAUGCGUCAAAGAUCCCUGUGGAGAGCGACGCCGAGGAUGAUGGAGCGCCACGUAUUUCCCUGACGGAGAUGCUGGAGGAGCUCAGCCUAUCAGACGCCACAGGAGGAGAUGGCGCCGACAUGAUGACAGAAUAACCAGUCACCAUCAGUGUGUCACUGAGGGCUCAUCUGUCAACCACAGGUCCACUGAUGAGGCGGUCGUACCAAUGAAACAGACCGCUAAUUCUGAACUGACACGACUGAUGAGGGAUUCAAACAAUCGAUUGAGGCUUUUUGUUGAUUGAAAUGAAUCAUCACAGUUAAGUCAGUUAAAUGUGGAUUAUAUCGGUGCCACUAAGUAACAUAAGUUUCCUCUGAGAAACGGGACCUUCAGUUACUGGACCUGCAAAUUUAAGAUUUUAAGUCAUUUCUCUACUACUCUUCUCCUUUUGUGGUGUAUAAUCUUUGAAGUGAAGUAUAAAUGGAGUGACUAUAGUUUACUCUAUCCAAUAAAUAUUUGCUCCUCUGCAAACUUUACACAAA
Limanda limanda (common dab) is the source of this 1997-nucleotide messenger RNA. RefSeq names its product NMD3 ribosome export adaptor (gene nmd3). Gene Ontology annotation, molecular function: ribosomal large subunit binding. The transcript is spliced from 16 exons. The record is from RefSeq and is a predicted model, not a curated record. Bases 96 to 1610 code for a protein of 504 amino acids. Gene Ontology annotation, cellular component: nucleus; cytoplasm. Gene Ontology annotation, biological process: ribosomal large subunit export from nucleus. Lineage: Eukaryota; Metazoa; Chordata; Actinopteri; Pleuronectiformes; Pleuronectidae.